AUGGACAUAACAAGGGUUUACGUUGACGACGAUAACGCUGUGUAUCACAAGGUAAACGACAAUGAAACAUACACGUGCGAAUAUAGCGUACCUCAGAUGUUAUGCAAUCUCAGAGGGGCAAAGGGUGGAGACCUAGUGGAAAGAAUCUCAAAUCAGUAUGGCUCAGUUAAAAACAUCUGCAUCAGAUUGGGCAGCUCUCCAGAAAAUGGUUUGAUUGACAACGAGCAAUCGAUCCGUAACAGACGCUCACAACUCGGAGCCAAUUUCAUCGAACCGAAACCCCAAAAGUCCUUUCUUCGUUACGUCAUCGAGGCCCUCAAUGACGUCACACUCAUCGUACUCACCAUCGCCGCCAUUGUGUCUUUGGUACUUUCCUUCAUAGAGGCCAAUAAGAGUAGUGCCAAAUCCGACCCAACCAAAGGUCUGGAAUGGAUCGAGGGAGCUACAAUCCUCAUCGCCGUCGUUCUAAUCAUUCUCGUCACGGCGUUCAACAACUGGACCAAAGAAAGGCAAUUUCGAAAUCUCAAAAAAAUCGUCAGUGGCCAGCAAAAGUUUUGCACCAUUCGCUCCGGCCAAGUCAUGAAUAUUAAUAAUACCGAACUUGUCGUCGGUGACGUCUGUAUCGUGAAAUACGGAGACAGUAUUCCGGCGGAUGGACUGAUAAUUCAGAGUAACGACAUGAAAGUGGAUGAGAGUAGCAUGACAGGAGAGAGCGAUCCUGUAAAGAAAGGGGUUCACGAUGAUCCGCUUCUGCUCUCUGGUUCUCACGUUUUAGAAGGUUCUGGCAAGAUGGUCAUUAUCCGAGUCGGUUUCGAUACCGAUUACGGUCGGGCAUUAUCGUUAUUAACCGGUUCGAAACCAGCAGCUGCUAAUAUCGACGCUGCAUAUGCCGCAACUGCUGAUGGUAGUAACAAUAGAUGUGGCAACGGUGGUGAAGGUUUUGGAGGUAGUUGUUUGGGCGGUUUUGGUGUGCAGAAACCAAAUGGAGCCGUGAAUUUAGAAGAAUUGAGUCCAGAUUCAGUGGCGAUCAAGACACCAUCAGCAGCAGCGGUAGCAGGCCUCAGUAACACGGCUGAUGGAAUGUUCAACGACAACGACGGUGAUGACUACGAUGCCAAAUCGAUCCUGAAGAAAAAAGUCGACAAAUUAUCCAUCGAAAUUGGAUAUUUCGGCAUCGUAAUGGCAGUUGCAACAUUGAUAGUCCUCAUUGUGCGUUUCAGUAUUGAGAAGUUUGCCAUUGAAAAACUUCCAUGGGACAGCGACUAUGUGCAUGAUUUUAUCGGGUUUGUCCUCAUAGCCAUCACCAUUUUGGUCAUUGCUAUACCCGAGGGUUUGCCACUUGCUGUCCUGCUCUCAUUGGCUAUUGCCGUCAAGCGAAUGAUGAAAGACAAAAAUUUGGUCCGUCAUUUGGACGCCUGUGAGACAAUGGGCAAUGCAACGUGCAUUUGUUCGGACAAAACUGGAACGCUCACCACCAAUGUUAUGACCGUUGUCGAGUGCUAUAUGGCUUCAACAACAACCAACAACAACAACAACAGCAACAACAACAACAACAACAACUACAACAAUGAAAAUAAUAAUAAUAAUAAUAAGAUGCAAAAAGGAGCGAGGAAGUGUAGCGGAAAUAAGACGGAUUGCUCCCUGCUCGGUCUGCUGUUGGACAUCAAAUUGGAUUACAAUGACGUUCGGAAGCAGUAUCCACAGGAGAAUUUUGUAAAGGUUUACACUUUCAAUUCUCUGAGGAAAUACAUGGGUACGGCCAUCAAAUUAGUAAACAACAACAGCAACAACAACAGCAACAACAUCAACAACAAUAACAACAACAACAAUAGUAACAACAAUAGUUUUAACAGUAAUACUCGCGUGAGAUUAUUCGUGAAAGGGGCUUCGGAAAUACUGCUCUCCAAAUGUACCCACGUGAUCACGAAAACCGGAAAUCCGGUUGAGAUGACCCUGGCAAUGAAGAAUUCCGUCAUAGAUGACGUCAUUCACAAGAUGGCCACCAACGGAGAGAGAACGCUCUGCAUUGCCUACAGAGAUUUCCAUGAUGACGCUAAUAUUGAUUGGGAUGAUGAAAAUGACAUCGUCUCCAGCCUAACACUGCUCUGUGUUGUUGGCAUUGAAGACCCCGUCCGAUCUGAAGUGCCAAUGGCUAUAGCAAAGUGCCAAGGAGCUGGUAUAACAGUUCGAAUGAUAACAGGCGACAACCUAGCGACUGCCCGGUCAAUAGCGAAGAAGUGUGGCAUUCUACAUUCGGCUGAUGAAUACGACGAUAGAGUAGUUAUGGAAAGCCAACAGUUCAACGAAAGAAUCUUCUCGACAAACUCUAGCAGCCACAGCGUCUGCACCAGUUUUGGCAUCAGUGAUAACAACUCGAACAACAACCUUACAAAUUCGUUCAAGCAGGAGACAAUGGACCAGGUUUGGCCAAGACUCAGAGUACUGGCCCGUUCAACUCCAACAGAUAAAUACAAUUUAGUGAAGGGCAUUAUGAAUAGCAGGUUAACCAAAGAUCAAGAGAUUGUGGCGGUAACAGGAGAUGGAACGAACGACGGACCGGCCCUCAAAAAAGCACACGUCGGGUUUGCUAUGGGCUUAACAGGAACCGACGUGGCAAAAGAAGCGUCUGACAUAAUCCUCACGGACGACAACUUCACUUCGAUCAUCAAGGCUGUCGUCUGGGGCAGACAUGUUUUCGAUAGCAUCACCAAAUUUCUACAAUUUCAACUUACUGUCAAUGUCGUCGCCGUUUUCAUUGCGUUCAUCAGCGCUUGCUUCGUAGCGGACACGCCAAUCAAAGCAGUCCAGAUGAUAUGGGUGAAUCUAAUUCAAGACACGCUGGCCUCUUUGUCGCUAGCAACCGAGUAUCCGAACGAGAGCACCAUAAUAAUUCUAGGCGACGAUCUACUCGGAAUAAAAUCCGGAGAGGAUGAAGACAUCCGGGGAAUCCCGAACCAACAUUUCACUUUCAUUUUCAAUCUCUUAGUCAUCAUGUCCCUAUUCAACGAGAUCAAUUGCAGAAAGAUUGAUGGAACUUUCAACGUCUUUGAAGAUAUACAACGCAGUCUUCUCUUCACUGUCCUCUGGUCUCUAACAAUUUUUCUUCAGGUUAUCAUCGUUGAAUUCGGUGGCUAUGCUUUCUUCACGACUGGCUUGUCCAUUGAACAAUGGAUGUGGUGUCUGUUUUUUGGCAUCAGUGAACUCCUUCUAGGCUUGAUUAUAAAUGUCUUGAGAUUCGAGGUUGAUCAAGUAAUGAAAAGAUGGAACAUCAGUGAAUACACUACCCUCAACAAAGAACACAACGUGCUUAUAGAUUAAUUAAUUAAUACUGCUUGCUCUAUUAACAUUAUUUUGUUGAAAUGAUCUGGGUUUAUUUGUUUUUAAUACGAAAUAAUAAUUGUGAAAUAAAAGCUCAAAAUA
This is a messenger RNA of Helobdella robusta, 3420 nucleotides long. RefSeq lists its product as hypothetical. Lineage: Eukaryota; Metazoa; Annelida; Clitellata; Rhynchobdellida; Glossiphoniidae. The transcript is spliced from 23 exons. Gene Ontology annotation, molecular function: P-type calcium transporter activity; ATP hydrolysis activity; ATP binding. The coding region runs from base 1 to 3318 and encodes 1105 amino acids. Gene Ontology annotation, biological process: regulation of cytosolic calcium ion concentration. Gene Ontology annotation, cellular component: membrane; intracellular membrane-bounded organelle. The record is from RefSeq and is a predicted model, not a curated record.